Dracunculus medinensis (Guinea worm) is the source of this 421-nucleotide messenger RNA. The record is from the annotation of a GenBank genome assembly. Lineage: Eukaryota; Metazoa; Nematoda; Chromadorea; Rhabditida; Dracunculidae.
UCAGAAAAUUAGAGAUAAUUCAAACCUCUUAAAAAAUUCGUAUUUUCGCAAUUUUCAUAUUAUCAAUGUUCUUAAAUUUCAGGUAAAUUUACGUUUAAUUUUGGUUAGUGGUAAGACAAAAGAAUUCGUAUUUGCAUUACGUACAUCAGCAUCUGAAAUCACACAGUAUAUUUUUGAUAAUUGGCCAAGAGAAUGGGAUGAAGAAAAAGUGGAAUCAUCGUCAUUAUUAAAAUUGAUAUAUCAUGGGCGAUUUUUACAUGGUAGUGUAACACUUAAUGCUUUAUCUCUACCAUCCGGCAAAACAACCGUUAUGCACUUAGUUACUCGAGAAAAUCUUCCCGAACCCAAUUCUAAUGGUUUGUUAUUUGCUAUUCGUUUUUCUGCUUAUCAAGAAAAUUUGCGGGUGAUGUCCAUGAUAUAA